Blastomyces dermatitidis ER-3 is the source of this 222-nucleotide messenger RNA. RefSeq lists its product as uncharacterized. The transcript has a single exon. NCBI's taxonomy places the organism in Eukaryota, Fungi, Ascomycota, Eurotiomycetes, Onygenales, Ajellomycetaceae. The record is from RefSeq and is a predicted model, not a curated record. The coding region runs from base 1 to 222 and encodes 73 amino acids.
AUGCCUCAUCGUAUCGUUUUCACGCACGGCGACCUCAAGCACCAUAACAUCGCUGUACAAAAUGGACAAAUUACAGGCUUUUUGGACUGGGAGUCAGCAGGCUGGUGUCCUGAAUAUCGGGACUUUACCACAGCCCUCAGGUUCAUUCCGAAAGGUUACUGGUGGUACAACUUUGUGAUAAGGCUUGGGGGCAGCUCAUACAUGGCAGAACUGGAUUGUUGA